This is a messenger RNA of Drosophila mauritiana, 1224 nucleotides long. Its product is annotated as integumentary mucin C.1. The record is from RefSeq and is a predicted model, not a curated record. Bases 220 to 918 code for a protein of 232 amino acids. NCBI's taxonomy places the organism in Eukaryota, Metazoa, Arthropoda, Insecta, Diptera, Drosophilidae. The transcript has 3 exons.
CAGGGAGUCUCCAGAAAUUAUUGCUGGUUUUCUGCCGUAAAUAUAUAUAUAUGUAUUUGUAUUUAAAUAUUUCGACUUUAUCAUUUGUGUUAACUCGUGAAGUCUAGUUCGCUUACUAACGUUGAAUUUUGUGCUGUCCUGUAUAUGUUUUCUUUAUUGGUUUGUUAACUCAUUUUUUGCUUUAUUCCUUUAAUUGCGCUUCUUUGUUUUAGCUUGAAAAUGAGUAGCGGAAUCUUUUUUAAGCUGAAUCCAGAUGGAACCUUUUCACUGUUCAAUACGGGCAACCCCAGCGAAGAUAACGAAAAUGAUAGUUCUAAUUCCGAUCCUCUAAGGCAUCCUGCACCACUGCCGAAUUUGCGGCUGCCAGCCGGGUUUAAGUUUGAUGUAAAAGCUCCGCUCCAGAUUUCAUUGGUGAACAUCAGUUAUGGACAGCUGGCUAAACAAGACGAGCCGAAGGAGUCAAGGGAUGUGACAAAACCUUGUUCAGAGAACAUCACGAAACCACCGACUACAGUCACUCCUACUACUACUACUCCUAAUACUCCUACUACUACUACUACUGCUACUCCUACUCCUACUCCUACUCCUACUCCUACUACUCCUACUACUCCUACUACUCAUACUACUACUACUACUACUACUACUACUACUACUCAUACUACUACUACUACUACUACUCAUACUACUACUACUGCUGAGACUACAACAAAGCCAUCUGAGCCCACGAAGCAAGAAUCGCUUUUGAAGAAGCGAUACCCUUUUUUGCCAAAUCGAAACAGUUUCCAGGGCAGGAGAAAUCUCGUCUGCUAUGAUGUUAUGAUGUCCUCGCCGUACAGCGAGAAAAUCCGGGACCUCGUGCAGUCCUGUGGCCCUAAAGAGAAUCUUGAAACGUUGGCAAAAAUUGUAGAUCUGCUAUGAAUUAUGUCUAACAACCGCACCAAACCAAAACAUCGACAUCCAAACAACUGAUCUUACACUCGCCUUUACACACAUUUUUUCCAUAUAUGUUUAUAGUUUUAUUUGUUCUGAACAUAUCUGCACGUUGCAUUAAGAACAUAUGCAUUUAUUUUUUUUUUAAUGUUUCGCUUGAAUCACUAUUUCAUUAUAGAAAGUUUAUAGCUUUGUUUGUCCUAAGUAUACUGCACGUGGUUGAUAACGGAAUAUAUGUGCUUUCUGUAAAUGAAUUUAUAAUUCUGUGAAAUAAAUUUAAGUCCACACCUAAUU